AUGAAGAUCGCUCUCCAACCCAAUCCUCUUCUCAUUAGGCACUCGUCCACUUCCUCAAAAAAAUGGUUGAAUAGGCAAAUGAAUGAUAAAUUUACCAAAGAUGCAAAAGCUUCCAACUACAGAUCGAGAGCAGCAUUUAAAUUGAUAGAAUUGGACAAAAAGUUCUCCUUGUUCAGCAAGACUACAAAAAAUAUAAUAGAUUUGGGGUUCGCACCUGGUGCCUGGUCCCAAGUGGCUCUUGAAAGAAGUCGGUCUAUUGGUAUAGUCAACCCAAAUAUCCUUGGAAUAGACCUAAUUAAGUGCAAUCCGCCAGAAGGAGUGCAUUUUGUUCAGGGUGAUGUGUUUACGAGGGAGACUCAAGAUAAAAUAAGAGAACACUUUUCAAAUCAGGUGACAAGCGGCGUUACUAGUAAAGAACCAGAAUCAGAAUCAGAACCAGAGCUGGUAAACAAGAACAGACUUCUCCCAGUAAAUCUCAUACUUAGUGACAUGAUGGCGAAUACUUCCGGUGUUAAGAAUAGCGAUCACUUUGCCAGUAUGGACUUGUGUACCGAAGCUUUAAAGCUAGCCAUUCAACUACUACAACCCAAAGGAAAUUUAGUGAUGAAGUUCUAUACAGGAAAGGAAGAGAGUUUAUUAAAAGAAGAAUUGGAUCGAAUAUUUUCCAAAGUGUAUAGAUUUAAACCGCAGGCUUGCCGAAAGGAGCUGAAAGAGAUGUAUUUUAUAGGAAUGAAAAAGAAAAUAUAG
Molecule: messenger RNA, 747 nt
Organism: Dujonia railenensis
Lineage: Eukaryota; Fungi; Ascomycota; Pichiomycetes; Serinales; Debaryomycetaceae
Source: the annotation of a GenBank genome assembly